Molecule: messenger RNA, 198 nt
Organism: Strongylus vulgaris
Lineage: Eukaryota; Metazoa; Nematoda; Chromadorea; Rhabditida; Strongylidae
Source: the annotation of a GenBank genome assembly
UACGGCGAUGGUUACGGACCUCCAGCUCCACAGCCGGGUGAUGGAUCCUAUCCUGUGCCGACAGAUCCCACCGGGAACAUGGGUCCAUAUUACAACAACAUGUACCAGCUAGGUGGACCGAUGUCGACAAGCGAUCAAAUGAUGCAUCCACAUCUUGAUGAGCAAGUGAAGCGUGACAAAGCGGCUAUUCACUCGUAA